AUGGUGGGCGGACGGAGUGGCGGAAUGGCGGGGGGAGGCAGUGCUAGCGGAGGAUAUGGCGGAAGGCAAGGGGGAUUCCCCGCGCCUGCGCUGCCUGGCGGAGAAUUCGGGACUCCAGGCCUGGGGGGCGGAAGAAUCAGGGGGCAUGCAGCAACAGGGGGAGGCGGAGGAUACGCCGCGGACAGCGCAACGAUGAUAGGCGCGGGGAUGGCGGGGGGAAGGCUGGAAAGCUUGCUGGCGGGGGCGCUACUCGGGGGAGGGGCUUUUCAGGCGCUAACAGGGGGGGGUGCUUUCCAGGCGCCAGCAGGAGGGGGUGCUUUUCAGCGGCAUUCUGCAGCUCCCCCCCAGGUGUCACCUGCAGGGAGGGAGGGGGGAACUGGGGCAGGUGGUAACCUGACAUUACUAGAGCUGAUGAGAAUGUCAGGGCUCGCUAAUAGCCUCCCUCCCGACCGUACUGUAUCGAGCAGCACCGGGAGCGGAUACCACUCAGCUACCAUACCAACCAACUCUGACAUGAUUCACUCUGGUGCAGGGAAUCAGCCGCUGCCGUCUUUUUACGGGCAGCUGGGGCAGAUGCCAACGAAUCCCGAGCCCUGGAACCAGGAUCGCGGCGGGCAGCAAGCGACGAGAAGCUGGGGAGGGGCUAGGGGGUUGGGUUUAGAAGGAGUGACGGCAGGAGAGGGGUUGGGGUUAAGGGCAGGUGAGGGGCUGGGACUGACGGCGGGCGAGGGGUUGGGGGUUUUAGCGGGCUGCCACGACCUGUCUGCAGUUCUGGCUGCUGCUGCCGCCGCCGCUGCUGCCAGCAGCGCACAUGGCGCCGCUAGCAGCGCACAGGGUGGCGCUAGCAGCGCACAUGGCUGCUUCCCCAGGUCUGGGCUAGGAGGGGGAAGCACAGGGGGAGGGUACGUGAGCGGGGGUAUGGCGGGCGGGGGGUGUGUGAGCGGAGGUGUGGGGGAUGGGGGAGGAGGCGCGGGGAUGGCGGAAGGGGAGAGCGAUGGGGAGGGGUCGGGGGAGGAGGAGGAGGGCGGAGAUGGCGCUCCCCGCGCCAGCACGAACGCUAAAGGCCAGUGGACGCCGGAGGAGGACGAGAUUCUGAGGCGGCUGGUGGAGAGGGGAGGAGCGCAGUGCUGCCCUUCUUGCUUGCUACUGCAGCUCACAUGGAAGGAGGAGGACGAGAUUCUGCGGCGGCUGGUGGAGAGGGGGGGGGCGCGGCGGUGGUCCGCCAUAGCAGCGCACCUCAAGGGGCGCGCGGGGAAGCAGUGCCGCGAGCGCUGGCACAACCACCUCAAGCUGGGGAUCAAGAAGGACGCGUGGACGGAGGAGGAGGAGGAGACGCUGAUAGAGGCGCACAAGCGCGUGGGGAACAAGUGGGCGGAGAUUGCGAAGCUGCUGCCUGGGCGGACGGAUAACAACGUGAAGAAUCAUUGGAAUUCGACUGUGAGGCGGAAGGAGGACGUUGGACGGACUGGGGGGAAGGUUGGGGGGAAGCCUACCUUGUUGCUGAGGUAUAUACAGUCGUUGAAAGGGGGGAAGGAUGGGGGCGGGGGGAGGGGGGGGAAGGGCGCGAGGGGGAAGGAUGGGGGGCAGGAGAAGGAGGCGGCAGGGAAGGCGGAAGAGGGAGGGGAGGAGAAGGGUGGAGAGGGGGAGGAAGGAGAGGAGGGAAAGGGAGAUGGGGGGAAGGAAGGAGGGAAAGAGAAGGGAGGUGGGAGAGAGGGAGGAAGAACGGAAGAGGAAGAAGAGGGGGGAGAGAAGGGAGAGAAGGGAGAGAAGGAGAGAGUAAAGGGAGGAAAGGAUGAGCGCGAGAUAGAAGGCUUGCAAGGAGGGAGGGAAGGGAGGGAAGGGAUGGCAGAUGGUGGGAAUGGGGAUGGGGACGGGAAUGGUAUUAGGGAUGCAGGGCACAGGGAGAAAGAAGGAGAAGGGCCAGCUUUAAGAAGAGAGGAAGAGAAUGGUUUGGGGAAAGACAAAAGAGAGAAGACAGAAGAGACACGGGCAGGCGAGGAAAGGGGAAAAGAGCUACAGGCAAGGGAGGAGAGGGCAGGAGAGACGCGGAAAGACAAGGAGAGCAGAGAAGAGGAACGAGCAGGAGAGGAGACUGAAGAGAUGGAAGUUGGGGAGAAGGAAAGGAAGGAAGGGACGGAAUCAGGAGGAGGGUUGGGGGGCGGAGAAGGGAGAAAGGUGGAUGCAGAAGCAGCACAGGGGCCCAACAAUGGUAGAGAGGCAAGCAGUGACGCUGCGAAUGGAGCAAAUGAAGGGAAAGGAGAGGUGAGGCAGUCCCAUGUAAACGCAGAGGAGCAGAGGAGCGAAGUAAUGGGAGAGGAGCAGAUGCGUCUGACAGAAAAGGUGGGGCCUGACGCGGGCAGGCAGACGCGGGCAGGAAAGGAGGAAGAGAAGGAGCAACAGACGUCUGAGUUGCCUCAAAAGACAAGGGCAAGGAAGGAGGAGAAGCAGGGAAAGGAGGAGAAGGAGGAAGAGGAGGAGGAAUGGAAGGGAAAGGAGGGGAAGGAGAGGAAGGAAAGGCAGGAGAGGAGGAGGACGGGAGGAAGAGGAAGACCCACCACGUCACGUCCCCCAGCAGCAGCAGCCUUUCCAUUCGAGGCUCGUCAGCGACAGGGAGGGCAGCAGCACCAGCAGCAGGAAGCGCAGCAGCACACACACAAACAGCAGGGAGGGCAGCAGCACACACACAAACAGCAGGGAGGGCAGCAGCACACACACAAACAGCAGGAAGCCCAGCAGCACACACACAAACAGCAGGGAGGGCAGCAGCACACAUACAAACAGCAGGGAGGGCAGCAGCACACACACAAACAGCAGGAAGCCCAGCAGCACACACACAAACAGCAGGGAGGGCAGCAGCACACACACAAACAGCAGGGAGGGCAGCAGCACAAGCGGUUCAAGGAGAGACCGCCACACCUGCAGCAACAGCAGCAGCUUCCUCUCACUCUCUUUCCUCCAGCCAUCCGCGUUUUGAGACGACUCGACACUCGAUCAGUGCAGACACUGCCUCAGCAGCGUCGCCCUUACGCUCGCGUUCUUUCAGCAAUGCUCGCCUCUCCUCCUCCCAUGUCCCUUUUGAGUCAACUCAAAACGCAGAGACUGCUGCUGCAGCAGCGUCGUCCCUCCGCUCGCAUUCUUUCAGCAAUACUCGCCUCCCCUCCCAAGUGA
Messenger RNA from Closterium sp. Naga37s-1, 3168 nucleotides. Lineage: Eukaryota; Viridiplantae; Streptophyta; Zygnematophyceae; Desmidiales; Closteriaceae. The record is from the annotation of a GenBank genome assembly.